AUGCCGCAACCUAAGAAAAAAAAGACCAGGGAAGAAGUACUAGCACAAAAGCGAGAAAAUGAGAGAAAACGUUAUGAAAGAAUAAAAAAUGAUCCAGAGAAGUUAGGUACUCUGAAAGAAAAGAAAAAACAGUAUUAUUUAAACUCAAGAAGUACAGGAAAAAUAAAAACAAUAUCCGAGAUGACUGAACGUGAAAAAAGGCACUGCAGGAAGUCGUGGCGAGCAAGAUCUAGUAAAUACUACAAGAAAAAAUGUGCUGCGAAAAAGAGUGCUACAGAUUUUAUAAGAGCGAACACUCCAUCAAGCUUAUGUAGUGAAGAUUUAAUUUGUCAACCAUCAUCGUCCCAGCGUCCGCUUUCACCACUGCAAGAAACAUCUUCCAGCCAGUCGCCUAGGUUAACGGUGGCUAGACAAAAGUCAAUUAUUCAAAGACGUAAGAGAAACAAAGAAAUAAAAGAGAAGGAUGACAAAAUUGCAAAACUGAAAGCUGAACUGAAUAAAUACAAGAAGAAAGUUAGCAAACUUCAGAAGAAAAACAAUCCUCAGAAAUUAACUCCAAACUCGAAAAUGUCUCAAAUGGCUGAUAACCCAACAACUCGAACUGAAGUAGUGAAAAAAGCAUUAUUUGGGGACACUAUUGAAAAGCAGAUAGCACAAAAUCUAAAAAAUCUUAAAACAAGACAAGAAAAAGAAAUUUCAAAUAAGUUGAUUUUGGGUGCUAUUGUAAAAGAAAGAAAAGUGUGGAAAGCUAAUAACAAAGUGAUCACUUAUAAAAAGAUAUGGAAUGCUGAAAAACAAAAACAAAAUAACAAAAAGACAGAAAGACGACUGUCAGACAUUGACGAUAUUUUUGACGAGUCAGACUCUGAAAGGAAUGCCGCCAGAAGCCCGAGCAUACUCAAUCCUCCGGACAAGGAUGAUAUUUUGAGCUGUACUAGUGAUGUGACACUCAACAUUGAUGAUCCUGAUGGUUUAUUGCUUAGCGGUCCUGUUUUAAAUAUAGACCCUAAAGAUUUGUUCCCGGAAAAUGAAGAAAGGCUGAAAAGGAAAAGAAAAACAAAAGACAAAUCACAGCGACGUCAAGAAGAAGAGAUUAAAAAAACCAAGACUGCAAAAGCCCGUCCUCAAAAAAAGAAACCAAAGGCAAAUUUUAAAGGAAAAAGUCAAAAAGAAAGACACGAAACUGAUCCUGAUGAUUGUUAUUGUAUUAUCUGUGGAUUUUUAUAUAAAGAAGACACAUCAGGUCAAGAUUGGAUCCAAUGCAUCAUAUGUCAUCAAUGGGCGCAAUAUAUAUGGCAACAGGAGAUUACCAUACCAUCCAUGGAGGACCACACCAUAGCUUACAGUUACAGAGUAGGAAAAACCUCUGUAGCAAGGAUAAUCGAGGAAGUUGCCGAUGCUAUAUGUGGGACUGUUUAG
Molecule: messenger RNA, 1419 nt
Organism: Helicoverpa zea (corn earworm)
Lineage: Eukaryota; Metazoa; Arthropoda; Insecta; Lepidoptera; Noctuidae
Product: axoneme-associated protein mst101(2)-like
Exons: 3
Coding region: 1-1419 (472 amino acids)
Source: RefSeq, a predicted model, not a curated record